This is a messenger RNA of Cyprinodon variegatus (sheepshead minnow), 1209 nucleotides long. RefSeq names its product collagen alpha-4(IV) chain-like. The record is from RefSeq and is a predicted model, not a curated record. NCBI's taxonomy places the organism in Eukaryota, Metazoa, Chordata, Actinopteri, Cyprinodontiformes, Cyprinodontidae. The annotation marks the transcript as partial. The transcript has 17 exons.
CUUGAUCUCCAGGGUGACCCAAAGGAGCCAUGUGACGGGCGGGAUUGCACCACCUGCCAGUGUUUUCCGGCUAAAGGAGCGAGGGGUUCCCCGGGUCCUCUGGGUCCGCAGGGCCCCCAGGGGCCUCCAGGCUUCCCGGGCCUUCAGGGUCUUCUGGGACCAAGGGGUCAUAAAGGAGAUGAGGGGGCAACAGGACGUCCUGGUGAAAAAGGAGAUGUUGGAAUCAUAGGCCUUCCUGGUUUUCCAGGAAUAGAGGGAAUCCCGGGUCACCCAGGCCCGGCUGGAGGGCGUGGCCAUCCAGGUUUGGAUGGAUGUAAUGGAACCAGAGGAACUCCUGGGUACCCUGGGCUUCCAGGUGAACAGGGGCCUUAUGGAGAACCGGGUAUCACAGGGCCGAAAGGCUUUAAAGGAGAUCCAGCGUACUACUUUAUCCAGUUCCCUGGAGUUCCCGGAAAUGCUGGACCCAUUGGAUUGCCAGGUUUGCCGGGAGAAGAGGGUCUACCAGGACCGAUUGGACCUCCUGGUCCAAUAGGAUGGGAUGGAGACGAUGGUAUACCUGGUCGUCCUGGUUUAAGGGGUCCACCUGGUCAAAAAGGUCGUUUAAUUCCAGGACCAAAAGGAGAUGAGGGAGAACAGGGACCCCAGGGUGAACCAGGGCCGUUUGAGUUCAUUGAACCUCCAGAGAAUUUCUACCCCAAAGGAGAGAAGGGAUCUCUAGGAGAAAGAGGAAUGCCUGGCAUUCCAGGGCCCCCGGGUCAAGAUGGCCCCCCUGGCAUCAAAGGAGAGAAGGGGAUUGUUGGAUUUCCAGGAGACAGGGGGGAUUCUGGUCGACCUGGUCCUUUCGGACGAAAAGGUGAUAAGGGGAUGAGAGGAAGCCAGGGUCUUCCAGGUUUGAUAGGUCAAGAUGGUGCUAAGGGCAGUGUUGGCGAACCAGGCCCUAAAGGUCUCCCUCAGAAUGGCAAUGAUGUCAAAGGGGAUGAUGGGGAUCCUGGGCCACCUGGUUCAAUGGGUAGUCGUGGUGACACAGGGCCUAAGGGAAUGGCAGGCCCUCCAGGAUCGCCAGGAAGAUCAAUGCCGGGUGAGGUUUUUUUUCUUUGUUCCUUUCUGAUCAAGGCAGUGACGUUCUUCCCACAACGGCAACAGGUCUAUAGUCACUGGGGACUGUUGGCAGAGUCUUCUCUGAGUCUUCUUGGGGGAGUGUUGGCCUAG